Molecule: messenger RNA, 2647 nt
Organism: Polyodon spathula (Mississippi paddlefish)
Lineage: Eukaryota; Metazoa; Chordata; Actinopteri; Acipenseriformes; Polyodontidae
Gene: lrrc73
Product: leucine rich repeat containing 73
Exons: 6
Coding region: 913-1839 (308 amino acids)
Molecular function (GO): protein binding
Source: RefSeq, a predicted model, not a curated record
CUGGAACGAGCCAAAAGAAACUCACACAUGCAUAGACCUGACACCAGCAAUAUAGUGGAUACGAAUAAUCUAUAUACUUGAUAAGACAGGCCCUGAUGAAGGGUAAUCAUGCAGUCUGUUAGUUUCGGUGCAGAUCACCUGCUGCUGAUGGGGAUUGCGUGGCUGUGAGAAUUUUCGGAGUGUUUUUUUUUUUUUGGAAUGCUGUGUGUUGAUAUAAAAAGCAGGGUGACAUUGAAGCUGCCGUGUCCAUAGUAACCGGCACCUGCAGAGGAUGCAAACAAACCUUGUUCCGCCAAGCUUUCAAUGCUGUAAAACCGUAGCCAGAGAACUAAAUCAUGACUAGAAUGCUAACUGAUUGCAGUAUUUCUAGUAAAAUGCCGGGACGAUAAGAUAGGGGAAUUGAAGAGCGAAGAAAGGCGCGUAUUGUUAUUAAGACUCCUCGUUUACAUACAUUUUACAGUAAUAAUAAUAACAAUAACAUUUAGAGAUCGGUAAUGCAUUGCUAAGUUGCAGUAGUUUAUUUAAGGAAAUAUUCCAGAAGCGUUGAUCCAGCAGUCGCAUUUUUGGUAUUGAUCGCAAUGAGAAAAACAAUCGCAUUUUAUUAAUUUAUUUUAAAGUAUUUGUAGAAUUGCAGCGCGGCUGACGUUAUAUUUUUAAUCUAAUUAUUAUGAUGUAUAAUAAAUAUCGAAUUAAUUCCUAAUUUGAAGCUCAACACACACACACUGGAAAUUGACUAAUAUUAAUAGCCUUAUAAAGGGUAUUAUCCAUUUUUAAAUUAAAAUAAAUAAAUAAGUGUGGAUUAACAGUUCUUCUGCAUUAAGAUUUGGGAGGCUGCGCGCUGUUGAUACUUGGAUGGGUGUUUUUACUGAUCGCUCGUUACUUUAGUGCUUAAUUUAACAUACGACGGUGAACAUGCUGCCAGGCUCAAUUCAGAUCACAGGUGAAGCCCUUUCUGGAGCUGAGAUUAAAGACAUCUGCGAUAGCUUGAAGGAAAACAGCGUGCGGCUCCUGUCUGUGCGGGGUUGCCAGCUCUCAGACCGGGAUUUCGGGCGGGUGUGCCGCGGUGUCGCCGAGUGCCAUGCGCUGGCUCAACUGAACCUCAAUCUGGGGGUGGUCUCCAACAUCAGCAGGGUCAAACAGCUCGCAGAAGCGCUGAACACCAACAGAUCGGUCCACACUUUAUUUCUCCACGGAAGCCCCCUGACUGACACAGGGCUGGCCUGUCUGAACCCAGCGCUGUCUACUCACCCCUCCCUCGUCUCGCUGGACCUCGGGGACUGCAUGCUGGGGGAUGAAGGGCUCCAGCUCAUCUGCGGGAUGCUGCCACCAGAUGGCGCCAAAUCAGGACUGAAGGAGUUGACCCUGAGCGCAAACCCUGCCGUCACUUCCAAAGGCUGGGCACGGCUGGCCAUUGCUGUAGCCCACAGCUCCCAGCUGCGUGUUUUAAACCUGGACUACAACCCCUUAGGAGACCAGAUCGCCGGGAUGCUGGCUGUUGCUGUGGCAUCGAGUCGGACUCUGGAGGUUUUGGAUCUCGAGGGAACAGGCCUCACCAACCAGUCUGCACAGAUCUUCCUGGACAUGGUGGAGAACUACCCGACAUGCCUGAGGGUGCUGAUCCUGGCUGAGAACAACAUCAGCACGGAGCUACAGCAGCAGAUCUCGGACCUGCUGUCCGAGGGGGAGGAGGAAGAGGACAAGGAGGGGGAGGCACGGGGGAGCGCCGGGGGCAGGGAGCGGGAGAAGACCACCUGGGUCUCACAAAGCAAUUUAAGUUCACACAUGGUCUUGGUGACGUCAGGACUUGGAGACAGCCUAUUGGCCGAAACAGAGAUGUGACCCUGGAAGUCUGUCUCCCAACUGCAAGGCAGCCUGUCACACGAUGCUGUUAGUGAACAACCAAUCACUUGGUCAUGCAUGGUUUUUUAGCACUUGUACAUAGAUUUAAACAAUGUUAUAAAUAGGCACAGGCUUUGAACACAAGGUGAGUUAAAAGAGAACUAUUUAUUUUAAAGAUGUACAUUUAAAAUUGAAACCUGUGUGUUCAGGGUUUACAUUAACUUCUGACUAUAAGGGUGUAAAGGAAAAGUGCAGUUUGCUGCUGUUUUUACUGAAUGUAAAAAAAAGAAAAAUGAAAAUAAACACAUCAAUUCCAUUAAACUAGCCAGAAACAACUUGCAAGUCAGAUACGUUAACAGUUUGUUCAAAGCUAGCUUUAUAGAGUUAAAAUGGUUUAUUUCCGUUCAGAAAAAAGGGGGGGGGGGGGCUUUGACUUGAAAAUAAAGGUCUACGGUAAAGAGGUGUCCGAAUAAACAUAUUUACACCUUCCUAAGAAACAUUUUGUGUGGUUAUUUCAAAGCAAAAAACAUCAGUGUGUUAGUGUUCGUUGACAUUGAAAUACAGGAGCCCCCCCAGUGUGUUAGUGUUCAUUGAAAUACAGGAGCCCCCGCCCCAGUGUGUCAGUGUUCAUUGAAAUACAGGAGCACCCCCAACACAGUCUGUCUGUCCAGGUGCUGCUUUUGCCAGUCAGUAGCCACUUUCUAUUUUUGACACUGGCUGCUUGAUCUUGCAGUAAUUUGUAGAAAAUGAAUUUAAAAUAAAAACCGAAAUUGCUUGGUUGGAUAAGAGUCCACCCCCCUUGUAAUAG